AUGUAUUCUUCAUGGUACGCUAAAGAAAGUACCAUCUUUUGACCGCAUAAUACUGAGAUCCAUUCAUUCUGCUGUAUCCUGGUGUCUGAUGUACAGAAUAAAGCAACUUUGUGGAUGAACACGGUAUUGAGAGCGGAGAGAAAUGCUUGAGGAGGAACCGCGGAGGACGAGGGUUCACCCAAUAUUUGCACAGAGGGCUGUCAAAGGGCAGUUUCUAACUAUGUAUGCUGACCUGCGUGAGCACCCUGACAAAUUUGUCUGUUAUUGCCAAAUGUCCAUCCCUACAUUUGACCUGCUUUUGGGGGAGUUGAGGCCUGGCCUAACCUUCAUGAAUACCAACAUGCGGCGUUGUGUUUCAGCUGAGGAACGGCUAAUUAUAACCCUGAGAUUUUUGGCAACAGGAAACUCAUUUGCCUCAUUACAUUUUGAAUUCGGCAUGGGGACCUCCACAAUAUCAGGAAUAGUGCGGGCUACCUGUGCCACCAUGUGGUUGCGACUGCGAGCUGCUGUGCUGCCACAACCAACCAGGCAGCAGUGGCUUCAGAUUGCACAGGGCUUCCAGGAUAGGGCACAAUUCCCCAAUUGUAUAGGUGCCCUUGACGGGAAGCAUAUACAGGUGAAGAAGCCACCGAACUCAGGGCCCCGAUUCUAUAAUUAUAAACAGUUUUUCUCUGUAGUUUUGUUGGCCUUGGCUGACACAAACUACAGGUUUAUAAUUGUAGAUAUCGGGGCCUAUGGAAGUUCGGCAGAUGCUCGCAUCUUCUGGGCUUCCAGAAUGGGUCGGUGGCUUCAGUCCAACCAAACCUGAUGCGUCCUUUCGCUAGGCGAGGAUUAAAUCAGGAAAGGCGCACAUUCAAUUUUCGUUUAAGCAGGGCCAGAAGGUAUGUUGUGUGCCUUUGGAAUUUUAGCCAGCAAAUGGCGUAUUUUUCAUUCUGCUAUUCAGCUUGCCCCUGAGAAUGUAAACAAUGUUAUUAAAGCGUGUGUAGUGCUCCAUAAUUUCACUCGCAUGCAUGACUCCAGUCCAGAUGACGAUGCGGAGGUGUUGACUUCAGCAGCCCAUGGAGACCCUUCUCUACUUGGAAGAGCUGGUUCAGCAGGACUGAGAGUCAGAGAAUUAUUUUCGGACUAUUUCAUGUCUCCUGCUGGUUCAUUUACAUUUAAUCCACAGCCCUUUUCAUCUGGUUAAAGAUAAUAUUAUUUUCAUACAGUGAAGAUGACUAUACAUUGUAUGUAUCCUGGAUGGAUGUUUUUUUUAGUUAGUUAUUUUUUAUUAAGUUAGGGACUCGCAAAAAUAUGAGGACCCUUGACAUGG
This is a messenger RNA of Bufo gargarizans (Asiatic toad), 1312 nucleotides long. RefSeq names its product protein ANTAGONIST OF LIKE HETEROCHROMATIN PROTEIN 1-like. The transcript is spliced from 3 exons. The record is from RefSeq and is a predicted model, not a curated record. NCBI's taxonomy places the organism in Eukaryota, Metazoa, Chordata, Amphibia, Anura, Bufonidae. Bases 143 to 808 code for a protein of 221 amino acids.